ACACCGAAAAAUUUGACGAGUCUCGUUUUUGCUACAAGCCUCUCAAUUUUCGUAUUCUUAAUACAGUUUAAUAUUAUUCAGUUGAUGGGUAUCGUUUUAAUAAACGAUUAUAUUCGGCUCGUUAUUGUUACUUAUUUUACCGCAAUCAUUACUAUAUCCAGCUUUCUCCUUCAUUGAAUCGUUAUAACUACAUAUUCGCAAGUGAAUUGAUUUUACUUGCAAACUAGAAUAAUACGUACAAUUCUGUGCAUCCUUUUCCCAGUUAUUUCCAUACGUUCCAAUUUGAGACGAAACUCAUUAAUUAAUGUUGUUCUAGCGAACUUAAGUAUUUCGUUAAUUUGUUAAAUAAACAACUUGUCUCAAUGAAAAGCGUUAAAAUAUCAAGUUACCUUAACGUAUCUUAUGAGAGCACUUCAAGCAGCGACCAUUUCACUCGGAACAAGAGAUGAGCGAAAGCACUCCACUUUAUCGAUAAUUAAUGAGAUAAAGGGAAGCAAAAGAACGCGUACCUAGUAGCACUUCUUCAUCCCACUAUAGUAUAUAGCAUAUAUAAAAAUUCUAAAAGAGAUUUGUAACUAUAAAAGUAUAAUUUUUUACGAUUUAUACACGAUACAAAAUGUACUUAAUUUGAAUUGUCCUUUACAGAGAUGGAAACUGAAUUUGUAUAUCUGCGUUCAGUAGAAAACUUGUCCAUAAUCAGACGCGCCUGAUGCACUCAGUUUUUACCUUCACAAAAAACAGUAUACCAGACGCGUCUGACUAUGAACAACCUUUCUACUGAACGCAGCUGUAUGCGUUGAGUAUGCUACUUGCUUACUUCUCUACCCUAUCAUAAGAAUGUACUCUUGCCAUGGUUAGACUGCAAAUUUUUAUGUACUUAUGGAAAAUUUAAAGAUUUAAAAAUGCACAUAAGAUGUCAAGACAUAUAAAAUAUCCAAAGCACAAUACUCAUUAUAAUAUUUAUUAAAUAAAAGAAAUUUCUGCUUGAAUUACCCCUUUUUAGCUCUGUUCGUAAAAAUAUAAAUUUAAAAUAAAUAUCCACAGUCUAUUCAUGACAAAUAUAACAAGAUCAUAUGUUAUUACGAGUAAACGAGAAAAUAUUUAACGCAUCAUGAGCUUUAGUACUAUAAAUAUGCUAUGGAAUAGGGGAAGAUCCAGUUCCGAUUGAAACUGAGUCAAAAACAUCAUUGCAGAAGCAAUCCAAUUACUUGGUAUAUGUCGAUCGUCGAUAAACAUGGUAGAAAACUAUAUCGAACAUUGUCAGUCAACACGCAAGUUAAAGUAUGCUAUAGAUUCGUGAGAAUUUAGGGAAUUAUCUCACUAAUGGAAUUAUUCACGCGAAUAACGAAAACGACGACGUUAUCGAUCGAUAAAACAAAAUUGCAAAUUCGUGAUUUACAGAUGGCAGGAUAAUAGCACUUGCUAUCGAUAAAGGAACCGUUUUACUGAUAAAGGAGUCAAGGAGUAUGUAAGUAAUUGUGUAUGCACAGCUAAAUAAAGGAAACAUAAUAUACACAGUCACUAGUUUUAUUUCUUUCCUCUUAAUAAUCUUUCUAUGCUAAAAUACAAGUUUGAGAUAGAUUCUGAAAAACUAAUUUAAUACUAAAUAGAAAUAUAUUAAAAUAUAAAUCAUUUUCUACAGUUUCACGAUUAAGACAAAAAUGGUUGUUUUCAAAGUUUAAUAACGAAGGACAAUUUUUAUACAGAACUGAUUUUCGGUUAAAUCAAUUUUUUAAAUUAAAUAGAUUUCAGGGUAAUUCGGUUAGCAGACGAAUUUUUCUAUCGGCCAUAUCAGAAAUGUGUGAGUACUAAGGGAAGGAUUUCGGCCGGAUGGCUUGAUAUUUAAAAAUGAACGGAAACGACAUUUCAAGUUUAUCGUACAAAGAAUUACAAGCCUUAGCUCUCCGAUAUCGGGUACCAGGUAACAUAAAGAAGAAAUUACUGAUUAAAGUGUUACAAGCCGCGAAAGGCGGAAAUGAAAAUGAAGUUGGCAGGCUCUUACAAGAUCUUAAGCAGAAUCGUAAGAGGAAAAUGAGAAAAGUCAAAGUCGGGAAACUCGGGUUAACCUCCACACCAUUACAUAGUCCUGAUUACGGUAUGGCCGAUGAUUACUAUUGUCCGCAACAGCAACCACCUUAUCAGUGGGUGGGGGCAGAAGAAGAGAUCACAAAUAGAGAUGAUAACAACAGAAUCCCUCAUUAUGAAGAGUUCAAACAGUUCUUAAUAAAAAGAAUACAAAGAGAAUUUCAAACAUAUGAUACAAAUAAUAAUCAAAUACAGGAUUCAACUAUAGUAGAUCUAAGAACAGCAACAGUUUCAACUGAUGUGCAAAAGGUUCCUUUAGAUGUUAGUAACUAUAGUAAAUCUAAUGUAGUUCCUGUUAACAAUGUAAAUUCAAUAUAUCAACCAAAUGAUAAUGUAGAAUAUCAAACAUUAGAAGACACAAAUAGUAAUGUACAAGGAUCUAUACUUCUUAAAAAAAUGUUACAAGCACCAGUUGGUGCAAAUUUGGGAGAAAUAGCUAGUCCUGUACUUGGCAGAUUUUUGUCAGUAGAACAGUACCAGUCUAAUAACUUAUUAGAUAAUUCUGAUACUUUAACUGCUGAAUCAGAUAAUCAGGAUAAUGAAGAAAUUUUGGAAAACAAUACAGAAUGUUAUGGUCUUCUAAGUGGUAUAAAGGGAGAAUAUUUUUUAAAUGAACCAACUUUUGUAAAAAGUGUUGAAGAAAUUGGUCAACAAAUUUCAAAUGUCUUAACAAAUGAAAAUAUUAAUCAAUAUAAAUACCCCAGUACAAAUAUUGUCAUGCAUCAAGAUUAUGAAAACUGGACUAUUACUAGUGAUAUGGAUACAGUAGAUAACAACUGUCCAACAUCAGAUGUCCAAUCAUCAAAAAUAUUUCAGACUAUGUAUUGUGAUAAUAUAGGAUCUGAUGCCUUAAACAAGCCUAUAAAUGAUGAAAGCUUAACGUGUCAAUAUCGAAUGACAGAAACUGUACAUCCAUACAAUUCCAAUCAAAAUUUAUUGAAUUUGAAUACAUUGGAAGAAAAUCAGUAUUGUGACACAAACAUCAUUCCUCAUGUGCAAUCUGACUGCAAUAAUACAUAUUAUUUACAAAAUUUGAUUAAAUGCAGUACAGAAACUACUGGAGAAUAUUUGCAGUAUACACAUUCCUUUUCAAAUGCAAAUAUAGAUCAAGAAGCUUACGCAUCUACUACAUCACAGACAUUUUCUAACAAUAAUCACUAUAACUCUAAUCUACCAUAUGAAUACUCUUGUUCGCGCAAUAAUGAAGGAACUAUCCCAUUAUAUGAAAAUAUAGGACAACCUGAACAAAAUUGUAACUCUAUAAUACAAACAGAAUCUGAUGUUCAUAGGGAUGUAUCUAAUAUGACAGAAAAGUUACAAACAAAUGAAAUAUUAGAUCCAUUUUAUCCGAAAAGAAUCACUAAGAUGUCUUCACAUUCUAUUUUAGAAAAUAUUUUGAAUAUCAUUAGUACCAAGCGUAUAGAUUUAUCGAAAUUAGAUCAGACAUCUUGUGUAUAUUGUUACAUAGCCCCUAUUGUUACACAUACGCAAGUUUCAUCAAGUGUAACUUGCUCCCAAAAAGAGAGAUUUGUUGCAGAAUACAGACAACAUUCCUUUUCUCCAUGUUGGCUACUCUACAAUGAUACUUCGUCCGGAAUGCGAAUGGCUAGUUUACAAACUAAAGUUAGGGAAACUACGGACGAAUCCCGGAUAUUAUAUACAUCAAUGUCAAAUAGCAAUUCUGAUUUAAGAGAGUCAGCUGCGGAUGGUGCGAAAAGUGAAAUUGCGGGAAGUGAAGAUUCAAUUUCAGAAGUGUGGCCGAACAAUUAUUCGAAUUAUGAAACGACAACCGAAAAAGAUGUAAAUAUAUGCGAAGAUUUAAAGAUUGAAGUCUCAGAUUGUUUAUUUUCAGUGAUGAAUACUGAGCCAUUAGAUAAAUAGAUGAUCUUUCUAAAAAUUAAACUCAAUAAAAAAAAUGUACACUCUUAGUAGUACAUAAAAUUGUAUGUAUCAUCGAAAAAGAAAAAAGAUAAAAAAAUAAUGAUAUUAAGUAAUUUAGAGAAAAGUAAUUAUACAUUAUUUAUAUAUUUAAAUCAAACAUGAUUAGUAGGAGAUUGCCUUGUUUAAUCUAAUUCAAAAAGAGUAAUUCAUUAUGUUAUAACGAUCAUGUAAAACUAUUUUUUCACUUUAACGAAAGUGCGAUGUUAAUUAUAAAAAAAUAUACUACUGUUAAAAGCUCGAAAAAAAGUAGGAUUCUGAUUUUCUUAAGUUAGUGUUUGUAAAAAUACAAAUUUGGCAAAAAAAAAAAAAUAGAAUUAAUAGAUAUACCUAAUAUACAUAAGAAAACAUACAAUUUUUUUUAUAAAACGAGGACAAAGAAACGAAUGCGGAAGAUGUUAAUCGUUAAAGAAGCUUCAGAAGAUUAUUUGAAAAUUAAGCAGGAGUGAAAUAAAAAAUUUUUCUUUCGUUUAUUUUCUUUAUCCUCGAUUAAUAUGUAUAUCAUUAUAUAUUUUAAUAAAAAAUAAACAGCAAGCAUCACAAAU
Messenger RNA from Bombus impatiens (common eastern bumble bee), 4568 nucleotides. RefSeq lists its product as uncharacterized. Bases 1849 to 3966 code for a protein of 705 amino acids. The record is from RefSeq and is a predicted model, not a curated record. Lineage: Eukaryota; Metazoa; Arthropoda; Insecta; Hymenoptera; Apidae. The transcript has 4 exons.